UGAAAGUGGAAACUUAACUGUUAGGGCGAAACUGUGCGUGUGUGUAUAGCAACGUGUUGUGAGUGUGGCAGAAAAAAAACGCGCCUUUUGUGUUGUGAUGUUUGCGAGGCUUCAUGGCCACGACCGGAAUGGAGACCACCGACUCCUGGGACGGCAGCCGGACGGUGGUCGUGUCCGGCGUGCCCGACCUGUUACCCGCGAGCAGGAUGGUUGACAAGCUGACUAUCCACUUCCAAAGCCGCCGGAGGAGCCACGGAGGAGACGUGGAGGGGGUCAGGUACCCGACCAACGCGAGGGGAGUCGCCUAUGUCACUUUUGACAAAGCUGAAGAUGCAGAGAGGGUGGUGCGAAAGGAGCAACAGAUCAUGACGGACAACAAGUUUCCUGAAGACUACCUUAUCACGGUGUUCCCCUUCACCAGAGACGUGUUUCUGUAUGUCGCCAGCGCUAAGGUGGAUCUCUCCGUAUUUGGCAGCAAUCAAGCGUCACUAAUCGAGAGUUUGCGGUCGAUUCACAGGUCGGUACGUUUCCAGCCUUUGCCCGGCCAGAGGAAAGCCGUCAUCGAGGGGCCUUUCGCUGCCGUCAAGGCCCUGAGAGAGGACCUCAUCCUCAGGGCCAGCCAGCCUAAAUCCACAGUCUCAGCCACAACUGCUGCUGUCGGGCUAAGAGAAUCUCUCCCUAAUCCGAGGGUAAUAUCUCAUCCAGAGUCUGUCAGAGCUGAAAGCUGCAGCGGUUCUAAAGCUAAGCGAGAACCGGCGGCCUCAAACAGCUUAUCAACGCCGCUGCAGAGCACAGGUGAGGCAACUCAAGUCCAAAGCCUGCUCUCAAAUGCAAAAACUCUAAACGCUUCCUCAAGGCAAAAAGUUUUCUCGACUGUAGAGAGCUUUAGUGACACAGACAGCGGUGAAGAGGAGAAGCUGGGAGCUGGGUCCAGGCUCAGAAUGCCCACAGAAUAUAUAACCAAGCAAGCAAAGGCCAACUCCAGACACGUGUUCGAUCAGGUGAUCAGUGCAGGGAUUAGAUCUCCCUUAUCAGGCGUGGACCUGGUCCCUGCAGAGAAAAUAUCAGCGAAACACCCAGGACUCGAUGAUAGUUCACAGAUUUCAGCAGCCAGGACCAAAGGAGGGAAUCCUUUAGGCUCUCUCCAUAAAAGCACAGACUAUCUGAAGGAAUCAGAUCAGAGCAGCUCAGCAGUCGCCAUUAAGCUCCUCCAGACCAGACUUAAAGAUGACUCAGCAUCCUCCGAGAGCAGCGCUAAGGACGCGGAGGAAUUGUCUGCAGCCUGUUCUGAGGAUCCAGAGGAAACCUGCAUGUGGGUCGACUCAUACACUUUCAGAUACAUUGUAAAAUUUGACAGGAAGGAGUUUGACAGGUGCUUGAAAGGUCUCGAGGUGUCUGUCGAGUGCGUUGACAGCAAGGACCUCACGCAGAUACUGUUGACUGCGAAGCAGACCUCCAAGACGGCGUCAGGGAUCCAGCAGGCCCUGACAAACCUCAAAAUGUUGGUGAACCGCUGGAUGUCGAUGUUGAGAGUUCAUCAGAUCUCCUGUGACGAGGCGGAGAAACAGAAACUCACUCAGAUCUGCAGCGAUGCAAAUUUCGUGUUCAGCGACGUCCUUUACACGUUCGAGGAUUCCCGCGUAACAGUCGUCGGCCCUUUUUUAUCUUGCCUCCUGUUCUGUGAGAGAGUGAAGGACGAACUAAACUCAAAGACACUCCCGUGAAUCUCAUAGUUGAAUCCAAAGUAAAUGAAUGUACUUUGAUCAGUGAGCACAGGGUGGUGCAAUUGUGUAGCACAUCGCCUUCAUAAAAGCAGCUCGGAGCACAGUGUGUUAAUAACAAGUGUUUAUUUAUCACAGAUGCAAAUAAUUAAAGGUACAGAAAGGAAUUAUACUGUAUCUGUUCCACAUCUGCUUCACAAAACUCAGCACAGACAUGUUCAGUGCUCUUAUUAAAUAAAUAAAAAAAACUCUCCUCCAAUGCUUUAGCUCUGUGUCUGUGUUCCUGUGGUGAAGCGUUCCUUUUGUUCAUGCAUGGAUUAAUAAUUAGGCCUUUAAACACCAGGUCUCAAUCCAAGCAAUGUUCUCACAGCAGUAGGGAUGAGUCUUAAUUAACCCUCCUCAAAUGUUAAUGACAAAAGAUAAGCUUCUAAUUAAAAACAAAAAAAAAGACAGAUGCCAACCUAACAUCUUUAUGGAAAUUGUCUAUUUCAUGGCAGAUUUAAAAAAACAUUGUUUUUUUUA
This is a messenger RNA of Toxotes jaculatrix (banded archerfish), 2243 nucleotides long. RefSeq lists its product as uncharacterized. The transcript has 3 exons. The coding region runs from base 114 to 1724 and encodes 536 amino acids. The record is from RefSeq and is a predicted model, not a curated record. Gene Ontology annotation, molecular function: RNA binding. NCBI's taxonomy places the organism in Eukaryota, Metazoa, Chordata, Actinopteri, Toxotidae.